UAAUUAAAAAAAAACCAAAAAUAAAAAUGUAUUGUCAAUUCUGUUGAUAUUGCUAUUGAUUGGAUGGGAUCAGAAGCAAAACUUCUCAUUAAAUUCUUUUAUCACUAUGUUUACAUCGGGCUUGCUAAAGCCUGUUUCUCAUAAACUACUUUCAAAUUUUUGAUGUGGUCAUAUAAGUGAAGAUAUAGGCUAUAACCUCAUUACGAAAUGGCCAGUACCAAUAACCUAAUGUUCUACAACAGGAAGAGGAGUCGCAGUAGCACAGAAGAUGAGGGCAGCGAGUUUACUCCACUGUCCAAAAGGAUAAACAACCUCCACAUCAAUAAUGGCGUGUUGAAAUAUGUUAGACAGGGAGAAGGGACUGCUGUCCUACGGCAGCUGGUUACUCAGACACAACACCCAAACUACUCCCCAGAUCUGGGUCCAGCAGAAAAUCCAUUCUACUAUGAGAACAACAGGCUGCUCUAUAACCUGUACAUGGAAAGAGCUAGAAGAUCAGGAGAAGUUCCAUACUAGAAGUAAAGGUGACAUGAGCUAAUUCACUGACAAAGUUAUUCCUUCAAUGAGUCAAUGACUGAAACUAUGGCUUGUGAUAUUUUCCUUUAACAAUGUUUCCUUGGAUUGUGGAAUGGUUUAUUUUGUCAAUUGUAAAUUAUUGUUUCAAAUAAUUUUCUAGCCUUGAUUAUUUUACAUUUUGAAUUUAUUAAUACUAUUAAGAUUAUUUUCAAUUUAAAUAAUUUCAUGUGUUACUAUAAAUAAUAGUUUAUUAAAUAUCUUUACAAUUUACUGGAUUUUCAUAAAUUUAAUAAAGAUGUUGCCAUUAUUAGUAUUUUUGUAAGAAUUCUUAGACAAGGUUGUAGAAGAACGGAUUUCAAAUGUGAAUUGAAUUUAGGUAAGCUAUGACUGUAAAUAUAUGUUUUAAACAUAUAUAAUAGUUGUGCCAUCUCUAUGGCCUGACAUGACUUCCUAAGUUAUGAAUUAUGUUAUUAUAACUGUUGCAUGGUGUAGGAAAAUAAUAUUAGGACAUCCUGUUUCAAUAUGAAGUUGUACAGUAUCCAUGUAUGUGCUGUAAAAACGCUUAUAAAACGUACUGACCAAUAAAUAGACCAGUCAAAUUA
Homalodisca vitripennis (glassy-winged sharpshooter) is the source of this 1118-nucleotide messenger RNA. RefSeq lists its product as uncharacterized. NCBI's taxonomy places the organism in Eukaryota, Metazoa, Arthropoda, Insecta, Hemiptera, Cicadellidae. The transcript has 3 exons. The record is from RefSeq and is a predicted model, not a curated record. The coding region runs from base 208 to 516 and encodes 102 amino acids.